Thecamonas trahens ATCC 50062 is the source of this 412-nucleotide messenger RNA. Its product is annotated as acyl carrier protein. Gene Ontology annotation, molecular function: acyl binding; acyl carrier activity. NCBI's taxonomy places the organism in Eukaryota, Apusomonadida, Apusomonadidae. The coding region runs from base 22 to 363 and encodes 113 amino acids. Gene Ontology annotation, biological process: fatty acid biosynthetic process. The record is from RefSeq and is a predicted model, not a curated record. The transcript is spliced from 2 exons.
UCGACUUGAACCCGCCCACAGAUGUUCCGUGCGCUUUCUCUUCGCACUGCAGUGACUCCUGCGCUGACGAACCUCUUCUCCUCUGUCCCUGCCGUCUACGGUGCUGCCACCAGCCUUACCCGUGCCGGUGUUGAGGAGCGUGUCCUUCAGGUCGUGAAGAACACGCCCAAGAUCGACGAGGGCAAGGUCACCGCCGAGUCGCACUUUGUCAACGAUCUUGGACUCGACUCAUUGGAUACUGUGGAGGUGGUCAUGGCCAUUGAGGACGAGUUUGCUGUGCAGAUUCCCGAUCAGGACGCCGAGAAGAUUCACUCGGUUGCCCAGGCCAUCGACUACAUCCUCGCCCACAAGCAGGCCAAGUAGACGAUGCUGUGCUCUCCGCAGUAAAACCAGACACACACACACACACACA